AUGGCGACUCUGCAAAAAUUCAAGCUAUUAGCGACACAAUGUGCGGUAGCGGGGAGUCCGACUCGAAGCCCAACAACUAGCCCAGUUAUUCACAUCCGUCGCCGGAAGACUCUUCGUAUGCUCCUCAGCCUCAACAGCGGCGGUGGUAGCGGCGGCGGAGGUGGAGGUAGAAGUGGUAGUUCGGUGUCGUCCGGAGACGAUGCUUCACCGGAUCGGAUUUCCGGCGAUGGAGAUUCGCCGGAUCAAGUAAAGGAAAUGGUAGGAAGCCACAAGCUUAAGGAUUUGUUCGUUUCAUCUCCUCCAUCGCCGGAUAAUUCGAGAGGGAGAUUUCCGCCGGAAAUUGAUUGUGCCGGCGGCGGUGGUAUUGGAUCGGCGGUUAGAGAAAUCGGAGUCCGAUCGAUGCGGCCGUUGUCGGCGACAUUCCGGCAACGGUUGCUUAAAAGGGUUUGGCGACCUAUGCUUGUGAGUAUACCGGAAUAAUUAAAAUUGGGAAUAUUGUAUUAGUGCUAAUAGAGG
Solanum verrucosum is the source of this 516-nucleotide messenger RNA. RefSeq lists its product as uncharacterized. The transcript has a single exon. The coding region runs from base 1 to 480 and encodes 159 amino acids. The record is from RefSeq and is a predicted model, not a curated record. NCBI's taxonomy places the organism in Eukaryota, Viridiplantae, Streptophyta, Magnoliopsida, Solanales, Solanaceae.